GUAGACCUCUUGGGGACUCUGCGAGCCAAAUCAAUGGCAUCUUCUACUACAGUACCUCUAGGAUUUCACUGUGAAACAAAGUAUGUCAUUCUCAGCUACUUGGGACUCCUCUCUCAGGAGAAGCUACAAGUGCAACGGCUUCCCUUACCCCAAGGGAUUCAACUAGAUGUAGCUUCACAAUCUCUGGACCCAGAAGCUUUAUUGAAAGUUAAAUCUGAAAUUGAAGAAGAGCUAAAAUCCCUGGACAAAGAAAUUUCUGAAGCCUUCACCAGCACAGGCAUUGAUCAUUACACUUCUCCCGUGUUCAGCCCUGCUAACCCAGAAAGCUCAAUGGAAGAUUGCUUGGCCCAUCUUGGAGAGAGAGUGUCCCAAGAACUGAAAGAACCUCUGCAUAAAGCAUUGCAAAUACUCCUCAGCCAGCCAGUGACAUAUCAGGCAUAUCGAGAAUGUAUACUGGAGACUGCAGUUCAUGACGGUGGCUGGAAUAAGAUUUUGGUGCCUCUGAUUUUGUUACAACAAAUGCUUUUGGAGUUGACAAGACAUGGUCAAGAGCCUUUGAGUGCAUUGCUGCAGUUUGGCGUGACAUAUCUGGAGGACCAUGCAGCAGAGUACAUCAUUCAGCAAGAUGGCUGGGGCACUGUCUUCAGUCUUGAGUCCGAGGAGAAGGAGUAUCCUGGCAUCGCUGCAGAAGACAGCAAUGACAUUUACAUCCUGCCCAGUGACAACUCUGGACAAGUCAGCCCCCCAGAGUCUCCAACCGUAACAACCUCUUGGCAGUCAGAAAGCCUGCCUGUCUCAAUGUCAGCGAGCCAGAGCUGGCAUACAGAAAGCCUCCCAGUGUCCCUCGGCCCUGAGUCCUGGCAGCAGAUUGCAAUGGAUCCUGAAGAAGUCAAAAGCUUGGAUAGCAACGGAGCUGGAGAGAAGAGUGAGAACAACUCUUCCAACUCUGAUAUUGUGCAUGCAGAGAAAGAAGAGAUCCCUGAGGGUGCGGAGGAGGUGGCCAGGGCUGCUUCUUCUGCCUUCCCUACCAGGGAGCCACAAGAGGCUUUGCCCGGAGCCCCUGCUCCCUUGCUUCCACACAUCACUGCCACUUCUUUGCUGCAGACAAGGGAACCUGACCCAGAAGUGAUCACAAUUGAGGAAGUCAGCACUGCUCUGACUCUGUUCGUAGAACUCAGUGAAGAAGAGCUAUUAAUUGAUGGCAAAGUUGUUUUGGCUUUACUUAGCUAUAUUAAAAAGCCUGAGAAACACAAAGUAAUGGAAUGGUCUGCCGCACAGUACGAAGAAUUACAACUGCAUGCAAUUGCGACUUUGUCGUCAGUUGCUCCCUUGUUAAUAGAAGAGUACCUGUCAUGCCAGGGAAACGCUCGAGUCCUGGCAUUUCUAGAAUGGUGUGAGAGUGAAGAUCCCUUCUUUAGUCAUGGUAACAGUUUUCAUGGUACAGGUGGCCGUGGCAACAAGUUCGCACAGAUGCGUUACACUUUAAGACUCCUGAGAGCCAUGGUCCACCUUGAAAAUGAGACUGUGAACACAGAUCUUUGUGAAAAGGGAACAAUCCAGCAACUGAUAGGAAUCUUUAAAAAUAUUAUAAGCCAUCCUAAUGAAAAAGAAGAGGCCAUUGUUUUAGAAAUCCAGUCUGAUAUAUUACUUAUCUUAUCUGGUCUUUGUGAACAUCAUAUUCAAAGGAAGGAAAUUUUGGGAACUGAAGGAAUAGAUAUAAUUCUUCGUGUAAUGAAAACAGAUCCCAAGAAGUUACAGAGUGACUUAGGCUACAAUGUACUUCUUUUUAGUACACUGGACAGCAUUUGGUGCUGCAUUUUGGGGUGUUAUCCCUUAGAAGAUUACUUUCUUGAAAAAGAAGGCAUUUUUCUCCUGUUGGAUGUUUUGGCUUUAAACCAAAAAAAAUUCUGCAAUCUAAUACUUGGAAUAAUGGUUGAAUUUUGUGAUAAUCCCAAAACUGCGGCUCAUGUCAAUGCUUGGCGAGGGAAGAAGAAUCAGACAGCUGCUAGUCUUUUAAUUAAAUUGUGGAGAAAAGAAGAAAAAGAACUAGGAGUAAAGCGUGAUAAAUAUGGGAAGAUCAUUGAUACAAAGAAACCUCUAUUGACUGGUUUUCAAGAAGAGCAAAAAGUCAUGCCUCUGCCCGCUAACUGCCCGUCAAUUGCAGUCAUGGAUGUUGCUGAGAAUAUCAGAGCAAAAAUAUAUGCUGUGCUGGGCAAACUAGAUACAAACAACACAUAAGCAAAGAGAAUUGGCUAAUAAAUCAUGGGAAAAUUUCUUGGCUAGAACAUCAAAUACUAAAACAUUAAAGAAAGCAAAAAGGCUGCAAGAAAAGGCUAUAGAAUCCUCUAAGUACAAUGAGCGACCACAAAAUGCAAUACUUCACCCAACGGUUAUUAAAGGCCUUAACACAACGAUUCCCUCUGGUCGAGUAGUAACAGUGGAAAGCACUCCUGUCAGAUUGCUGGGAGGACCUCUGGCUGACACAGACAUUGCUCUUAAAAAGCUGCCUAUUCGAGGAGGAGCCUUGCAGAGAGUGAAAGCAGUUACAACUGUGAAUGAGGCAAAAAAGAGUUUUCCUAUUUAGCACACUUUAGAGACUUUUUGAAAUAAAUCCUUCUUAUAAUUUUUUAGGUAAAUGUAUCUUUAUAUACAAAUGUAAAGCAGACAUUUUAGAAUAAAUAUUUUAGUAAAAUGCCAUAAAAAAUAAAAAGGACACAGGAUUUAUUUUUUGGAAAAGAUCAACACAUAAUAUCAAAAACAUCAUCAAUUUCUUUGGAAAGACUGCAAAUUCUCUUAACUGAAAUUAUGAAUCUGGUGGAUAAAUUAGGACUCUUGCAUUUGAACUACUCCAGGUACUUUAGCCAAAAAAAAAAAAAAUUAGAGGUUCUGUAUCUGUCAGAUCUAGGAAUAUUUUAGACCCUUGACUGCCCGCUCCUGAGUGACUGAUCAUGACUUUGGCCAGAUCUGUGCACUGCCUGUUGGAGCCAGAAGCAGGCCAACACCACCCAGUACAUUUAUUUGGGCGUAGUGGGGAAUGAAGGUACUGAUCUCAGAAGUAUAAACUAACACUAGGCAGCAAUAAAUAUUCUGUUCAUGGUCAAAUAACAUGUAUCUGCUGGAAAAGGCAAAUGUUAAUCAUGAACUAAACAAUAAAAAUACAAAUAUA
Messenger RNA from Heterocephalus glaber (naked mole-rat), 3166 nucleotides. NCBI's taxonomy places the organism in Eukaryota, Metazoa, Chordata, Mammalia, Rodentia, Bathyergidae. The record is from RefSeq and is a predicted model, not a curated record.